ACCUUAAUCUAGUCACACAAAGGACGAAAACUUUAGCUCCAGCAAACAAAAAUGGCAAUGAUGAAGAAUCCAAACCAAUACACAAAGAUAGAGAAAGAAGAUCUUAAUGAGAUCAUCCAUAGGAGAGCUCAGUUUCUGAUCCACAAGAUUCUCCAACGAGCCGACAUAGAGACAUUAAGACAGCAACAGAAGAGAAAUACCACGAUCAAAUUGUUUUCGUUUAGAGUGGUUGGGAUAAGAAUGAAGAUAGGGAAGAAGCUGAGGAAGCUAAGGAAGAGUUGUGUAAUGGUGGACAAAAAUGGUGAUCUUAUUCCACGUGUUCUCAAAUCUCUUAGACGUUAUUUCUUCUGUUCCUCUCCUCGAAAUGACUCCAAUCUUCCUCCUCUCUUCGCUCUUCAUGUUUGAACAUUUCUUAGAAAAGGAGUUAUUUUGUUUUUCUUAUCAUACCAUAUCAUAUAUUGAAUAAA
Molecule: messenger RNA, 467 nt
Organism: Arabidopsis thaliana (thale cress)
Lineage: Eukaryota; Viridiplantae; Streptophyta; Magnoliopsida; Brassicales; Brassicaceae
Exons: 1
Coding region: 52-405 (117 amino acids)
Source: RefSeq, marked reviewed